CAUCUGUGCAUCUCCUUUCCCACGACCCGUGCAACCCGCAUCUCGCAACCCAAUCUGGUUCCGCUGUUCGGCCUGCCCUGUGUCAGAUUGCCGAAUCCAUCCUCGAUCUUAGCCGAUCCGGGCCGCACUGCUGCACCAUGGCGUCGCAGACCUUCUCGCUAGCCUCCCGCAUCAAGCUGGCUAAUGGCCUCUCCAUGCCGCAGAUCCACCUUGGCGUGUACCUGGCCAGCGGCAAGGAGGCUGCACAGUCCGUGAAGUGGGCGUUGGAGGCCGGAUAUCGGGCCAUAGACUCUGCUCAGAUGUACCACAACGAAAAGGAGUCUGGCAGCGCCAUCCUGGGCUUCCUGGCCAGUGAUGCCAACCCAACUGGCCUAACGCGCGAAGACAUCCACUACACGACCAAAUUGGCCAGCAACUCGACGUAUGACGCGGCCCGCAAGUCCAUCUCCGCCAGUGUGAAGGCGUGCGGGCUGGGCUACGUCGACCUCUUCCUGCUGCACUCCCCCUAUGGUGGCAAACGCGCACGCCUGGAAAGCUGGCGAGCCAUUGAAGACGCAAUCGACGAGGGGGAAAUCAAGAUAGGCGGGGUGAGCAACUACGGCGUGAAGCACCUGGAAGAGCUAAUUGCCUCCAAACCCCGCAUUUUACCUGCCGUCAACCAGAUCGAGGUACACCCGUUCAAUACCAGAACAGACAUCACUGAGUUCUGCGCCGCGAAUGGUAUCGUCGUCGAGGCCUAUGCGCCACUCGUACGCGCGCUUCGUAUGAAGCACCCGACAAUUGCCUCCCUCGCUGGCAAGUAUGGCUGCACUCCGGGCCAGCUGCUAGUGCGUUGGAGCCUCCAGCAUGGCUAUGUGCCACUGCCAAAGAGCGUCAAGCAGACGCGGAUCGUUGAAAAUGCAGAUAUUGGUGGCUUCGCAAUUGGGGCGGAGGACAUGGCUGCGAUGGACGCUCUGGACGAGUACCUAGUAACCGACUGGGAUCCGACGGACUGCCCAUGAUGGACGUGGUGUGGUGUCGUGAGGUUGCGCGCGCCGUGGGGGGCAGAGUCAGAUGCGUGGAUAGGGCUUGGCAGGGCUGCGGGGCUCUGGACCCGACACAAUGGAUUCGAUACGAGUGCGAGAGUGAAAAUUUGCGCCGUGUGCAUAGUGAAAAAAAGCCACAACUCCUCGGAUG
This is a messenger RNA of Mytilinidion resinicola, 1176 nucleotides long. Its product is annotated as aldo-keto reductase family 1 member E1. Lineage: Eukaryota; Fungi; Ascomycota; Dothideomycetes; Mytilinidiales; Mytilinidiaceae. The record is from RefSeq and is a predicted model, not a curated record. Gene Ontology annotation, molecular function: oxidoreductase activity. The transcript has 7 exons. The coding region runs from base 138 to 1001 and encodes 287 amino acids.